GACAGGCAGCACGGCUACUCCUAGGAGCGGAUUUUUCGCCCUGGUAACAGUGACAAGCUGGCGGGAGCCAAUGGCGUUCCAGCAGCAGGGCGGGCUGCAGGGACGGGUCAGGUGCUCUGCGCUUGAGGCUGCGAGCAGGUAACCUUAUGCUGAGCUAAUCAAGGACCUGGGAAAAUGAUUCCAGAGUUUCUCGUGGUGUCUUGCACAUUGGCUGCUCUGUGCCAUUCAGUUCCCCUCUCUCUGCAGACAGAACAGCAGAAGGUUCUGGUAGUUUCUUUUGAUGGAUUCCGCUGGGAUUACUUAUAUAAAGUUCCAACCCCUCACUUCCAUUAUGUCAUGAAAAACGGUGUCCAUGUGAAGCAAGUCACUAAUGUUUUUAUCACAAAGACCUACCCUAACCAUUACACUUUGGUCACUGGUCUCUUUGCAGAGAAUCAUGGGAUUGUUGCAAAUGACAUGUUCGAUCCUGUUCUGAACAAGUCUUUCUCCUUGGAGCACAUGAAUAUUUAUGAUUCUAAGUUUUGGGAAGAAGCCACACCACUGUGGAUCACAAACCAGAGGGCAGGGCACGCUAGUGGUGCGGCCAUGUGGCCUGGAACAGACGUCAAGAUUCACGAGAGUUACCCUACCCACUAUCUACCGUACAAUGAGUCUGUUUCCUUUGAGGACAGAGUUGCUAAAAUCAUUGAAUGGUUUACAGCCAAAGACCCCAUCAAUCUCGGUUUUCUCUAUUGGGAAGAGCCGGAUGACACGGGCCACGAUGUGGGACCUGACAGUCCCCUCAUGGGGCCUGUUAUUUCUGAUAUUGACCACAAGUUAGGGUAUCUGAUAAAGAUGCUGAAAAAGGCAAAGUUGUGGAAUAAUAUUAACCUCAUCGUCACAAGCGACCACGGGAUGACCCAGUGCUCUAAGGAAAGGGUGAUAGAACUUGAUCAAUACCUGGACAAAGAGCACUACACCCUGAUUGAUCACUCACCUGUAGCUGCCAUCCUGCCAAAAGAAGGUAAAUUUAAUGAAGUCUAUGAUGCGCUGGCCAAUGCCCAUCCUAAUCUAACGGUCUACAAAAAGGAAGAGAUACCCGAAAGAUGGCAUUACAAACACAGUGACCGAGUUCAACCGAUCGUAGCGGUGGCUGACGAAGGGUGGUAUAUUUUGCAGAAUAAGUCAGAUGAAUUCCUGUUAGGCAACCAUGGUUAUGAUAAUGCCUUAGCAGAAAUGCAUCCAAUAUUUUUAGCCCACGGUCCUGCCUUCAGAAAGAAUUUCACAAAAGAAGCCAUGAACUCCACAGAUCUGUACUCACUGGUCUGCCAUCUCCUCAAUGUCACCGCCCUGCCACACAAUGGAUCAUUCAGGAAUGUCCAGGAUCUUCUCAGUUCAGCAGCUCCAAAAGCAAUUCCUUACACACAGAGCACCACGCUCCCCCUUGGCAGUGCCAAGCCAGGAGAGUAUGAGCAAGAGGAGUCGUACCCUUAUUACAUAGGCAUCUCUCUUGGCAGCCUUAUAGCUAUUGUUUUCUUCGUAGUUCUCAUUAAGCAUUUAAUACGCAGUCAAAUGCACACCUUACAGUAUAUGCAGGUCGAAGUCGCUCAACCGUUACUCCAAGCUUAGCGCUCCUUGGACACGGGAUUCCGGAUUGAAGUGGAGGGUGCGAAAUUCUUAACAGUGGUGACCCUUCAGCUUCUGGAAAGCGAGUUACGGAUGUCUGCAUAGGCCACCAAGCAGUUAACCCUUACGUGGGCACAGUCACACAUACGCACAUGCACACAGACAGAUCAAAACACCCCGGCCUGCAAAUGGUCAGAGACGUAAGGGUACCCCUCCGUGGCUUUCUUUGGCUCAGUAGGUAGAUGGUGCUCUACUUGGGGUUGGCACACGUGAUGUACAUACAUACUUAACAACUUUGCACUAUUAAAGGUACCUAAGAUGGUGUACUUUCACUAUCCUAGUAGGUCCUUUUUCCUCUGACGUGCACUUUAGAAACACAUCUAGUAGCUUGGUUGAAAAUGACAACUAACAAUGCAUCUUGUCACCCAAUACUAGCAUUCUAUGUACAGAGUGAAGAAUGUUCUGGCAAUUCCCAAAUAAUGUAGAACUCUGUCUCCUUAAUUUCGAGGGGGAGGGGGAGGAGGAAGAGGAGGAGGAGGAGGGGGAGAGGAGGAGGAGGUGGAGGAGGUGGAGGUAAAAAGUCAGUGGGACCAAGUUUGUAGCCUGCAUCUGGGUAGAUGCAUUUCCAGCAGCAGAUUGCAUUGUGGGCAUUUCUAGUUACGUUUCCUCUCCAAGGACCAAGGUUUUCAUUCGCUUCUUCCCUCAGAUAGACUCCAGCAUGGAAACGUGCAUUCUAAAGACCUUAGUCCUAGACGUUAGUUAUCGCUCCCUGUGGAUGAGCCUGGUCCUCAUUCCAGGAUGAGGACGCCAUUCACAUAAGACUUCCUUUCUGUGUAGAAUAGCGGUGGCCUGAAAAGUGGAGCCUGACACCAUCUCUGCUGUGUUUUUCUUCCCUGCCUGUCAUGAUUUGCUUCUUUGAAAACAACAUUAUUAAUCACAUUAAAAAAAAAGUGAGAUUUAAAAAAGAAA
This is a messenger RNA of Rattus norvegicus (Norway rat), 2574 nucleotides long. RefSeq names its product ectonucleotide pyrophosphatase/phosphodiesterase family member 5 (gene Enpp5). Gene Ontology annotation, molecular function: NAD+ diphosphatase activity; zinc ion binding. The record is from RefSeq and is a predicted model, not a curated record. NCBI's taxonomy places the organism in Eukaryota, Metazoa, Chordata, Mammalia, Rodentia, Muridae. Gene Ontology annotation, cellular component: membrane.